Molecule: messenger RNA, 716 nt
Organism: Musca domestica (house fly)
Lineage: Eukaryota; Metazoa; Arthropoda; Insecta; Diptera; Muscidae
Product: cuticle protein 16.5-like
Exons: 2
Coding region: 42-716 (224 amino acids)
Source: RefSeq, a predicted model, not a curated record
GGUUGAAAUAUUGUAUAUAAAAGUGAAGCGAUGCUUUGAAAAUGUAUUCAGUUUUGAAUUAUCAAUCGAUACAAAACACUUCUUUCACCAAACAGAAAAAAAUGGCCAAAUUCCUCAUUGUCUUGUGCGCUUUGGUAGUCUGCGCUGCUGCUAAACCCGGCGUUGUUGCUCCUUUGGCUUACACAGCUCCCGUUGCUGCCGCCUAUGCCAGUCCAUAUGCCCCCUUGACUGCUGCCUAUGCUGCUCCUUAUGCUGCCGCCUACACCGGUGCUGCCUAUGCUGCUCCAUUGUCCUACACCGCUCCCGCUGCCGUUGCUGCUCCUUUGGCCUAUGCUAAUGCCCAUUUGGAUGCCGCCUAUGCCAGCAGCCGUGUGGAUGUGAAGCAAAACUACAAUGCCGCUGUUGUCCCAGCCACAUAUGCUGCCGCUCCUGUAGCUGCUGCCGCCGUUGCCCCUGUUGCUGCUCCAGUUGCUCCCCUCAAGUACACCGCCCCAUUGGCCUACACUGCCCCUGCUGCCGUUGCUGCUCCUUUGGCCUAUGCCAAUGCUCAUUUGGAUGCCGCCUAUGCCAGCAGCCGUGUCGAUUUAAAACAAAACUAUAAUGCCGCUGUUGUCCCAGCCACUUAUGCUGCCGCUCCUGUAGCUGCCGCCGUAGCUCCAGUUGCCGCUGCCCCAGUUGCUCCCCUUAAAUACACUGCCGCUCCAGUUUUGUUGUAA